Dunckerocampus dactyliophorus (ringed pipefish) is the source of this 1464-nucleotide messenger RNA. RefSeq names its product beta-2-glycoprotein 1-like. The transcript is spliced from 8 exons. Gene Ontology annotation, biological process: negative regulation of complement activation, classical pathway. The record is from RefSeq and is a predicted model, not a curated record. NCBI's taxonomy places the organism in Eukaryota, Metazoa, Chordata, Actinopteri, Syngnathiformes, Syngnathidae. The coding region runs from base 271 to 1344 and encodes 357 amino acids.
AUUUAUUUAGCAACUUAGCAAAUCAAACCCUAGUAAUAUUAAAGACCGAAUUGGGCCACAAACAAAGUCUUGUUUAGAUGCCACAAAAAGCCUGCACUUGUCUGACUGCUUUGUUUUAAUAUUCUUGCUGAUUGAAGAAUUAAAAAACAAAAGCGGGAUCACCGGCAACGUCUUAUCUGUUUACUUUUGGACAAGCACAAACAGCAGUAACCGAGUGGGCAGACAUCACAGAGCGUGUACUUGUCACCAUAGGAAAGAACUCACUUCAGCAUGGAAUAUCUAUAUUUUCUACUUCUAUGCACAUUUUUGUCCACUGUGACUGCACAAGAAAACGAUGUAUGUGUGAUGCCCGAACUGGGUGACCACGUUGAAGCUGUCGAGCAGCAGAUGUACUUUAGCCCCGGUACAGUGUUACCACUGGCCUGCGAACUGGGAUACACAUCCAUGUUGGGCCCCCGAACAAUUGUAUGUACAGAGCAUGGAGAGUGGACGAAAACCCAAUUCAUGUGCAUUGCAAAACGAUGCCCUUAUCCAGACGCACCGCUCCAUGGAAAAACAUACUAUGAGGAUACGGUAUACAAGAGUACAGUCAACUACACCUGUCAUGAGGGGUACACCUUGUCUGGACCCAACAGUGCUAAAUGCCAAGCUAAUAGAACAUGGAGCACAUCAAAACCGGAGUGCAAACCUGUGUCUUGUGGUCUCGCUCCAAUUCCAAAGUUUGGUCUUAUCAUUUAUAACAAAAAUAUCAAAGGCAACACUACUUAUUUUGGCAUCCAUGGGACAUAUAAGUGCCUGCCUCCUUACGCCCUCUUUGGAAACGCACAUGCAGAGUGCACAGCUAAUGGCAACUGGACCAAGACACCUGAAUGUAAAGUUGUCACAUGUCCUCCACCAGAGAACAUUGCCAAUGGUUACAUGUCCACCACCAACAGGAAGUACUACUACUACUUGGAGAUAGUCAGGUAUGGCUGCAAUGGCGACUACGAGCUGGAAGGAAGCUUCCAAACUGUUUGUCAGAAGGAUGGAGAAUGGUCUGAAAAACCAGUCUGCAAAGCCCCUUGCAGCAUUGACAUAAAAAGAGGAAGAAUAUUGUACAAGGAACAAAAACUCUGGAUUGAAGCCUUCCAGCCGAACAGAGUCCUCCAUGGUGACAUAGUCUCAGUCUACUGCAUGGAUAAAGCCAGGAAGUGUGGCUAUGCCGUGUCAAGCCAGUGCACUGAUGGGAAACUCAAAAUCCCUGAAUGCUAUGAAGAGCCAAGCAGCACUGAUUAUGCCCUUUAUUCAGGUUCACUUCCAUCUGAAAUAGAACAGUGCUACGACGACAGCAGAGUCCUUCUGUAAUACCACAAUAUUACUCUGUUGUCUCCUGUUUGACUUGCUGUCUUCUGCAACCAAAUUUAAUGGUUCUUCAUUCACCUCAAUAAAAUACAAAUACCUCAAAAGCAACUGCAUCAUCUUACA